AUGGCGUGGCUGCUUCAACAGGAGUCGGUGAUCAGAAUUUCAUUUCAUCAGUGCAUGACUGGGUUGCGAGUUAGCCCCGAAGGUCCUUCGCGAAAAGAUACUUCCUUCGUCGCGAACCACCUUGGCUUGGCUGCUCUGCUUUCCGAGUACCAGUGUGACCAUGGGCAUGAACAUCUGGCUCUUCAGAAUGGGCUCCCGAAGAAGGCUCAAGCUUAUCCGACGGAAUUGGUGCACAUCAUUUUGCAGGGCAUCUCUCUUUCCUCAACGCCGCUCAGCUGCUACGACUCCAGCUUUCCGACCUUGGAGGACGAAGAAACUGAAGCAGCAGAGCAAGUUGAGGAAGAUGAACCAGACGAUGCUGAGCCGCGCAGGCCUCUUGGAGAGCUUGAGAGAAGGCAAGCUGAGCAGUUGGCAGCGGAUCAAGUCAAGAAGGUGAAGCUCCUGCACGUCAACCUAGGUCACAUCUCAACUGAGAAGAUGCUAGUCUUGCUGAAGGCUGCCCGGGCCAAAGAGGCCGUGAUGCGAUUUGUGAAGGACUCCUAUCGUUGUGAGCAAUGCCAGAAACAAAAGAGACCAAUCGAGCGUCGCAAGGCGACCAUGCCUCGCACCUUUUCCUUCAACCGAUACAUUGACGUGGUCAUUUUUUACAUAGCACUGCAAGGCAAGACACUGGCUUAUUUGAACGUCAUUUGUCACGGCGCCAAUUUUCAGCAAAUACAAUGGUUGCAAAGGUAUGACGCUGGAACUCCUUCCUCUCGUAGUGUGUGGCAAGCCUUUUUAGCAGCUUGGUUGAAGCCCUUUGGCAAUCCAGAGGUUGUUUUGUCAGAUGGGGGCUCAGAGUUUAAGGACUGCUUCGAACGGCACCUGGAACAAUAUGGGAUUCUACAGGUGAUUAGUGAUGCGGCCUCCCCGUGGCAGAACGGGCGGGUGGAACGCCACGGGGGAUGGUUAAAGGAGAAGGCAGAAGAUGAGCUAUCCUCCGGCAACAGCAUAGUCAGUUCUCCAGAAGACUUGAAUGAAGUACCUUGGCAGGACGUUGUGGCUGACGCCUAUGAUUUGGACACAGCUGGGGCCGAAUUCGCUCGGGCUCAGAAGCUUCGACAAAAAGCCCGCAAACUCUGCGUUCAGUUUACUUCAAGCGAGAAGGUUUGCUUAGGUGAACUCAAGGGCAGACUGGAGCAAUGCAACAUCACUGAUGCCAAAUCGCUGUACGCCUCUUCUCGUCAAAAUCGACGGACGGCAGUGGAGUUGGCCAUCAUUUUAGAAGCAUUGACGCGAGCAAGGUCGGUGGUUAGGUGGUCUCCACACCCUCGAAUGGUUGCUGACACUCUCACCAAGGAAGACAUUAGUCGCAGCAACGGCGCCUUGGAAGAGACACUUCGCUCCUCACGGUUGAGUUUGUGGGACGAAGAAGCAGAGCUCGAGAGGAGACGACAAUGCCCAUCCUCCAAGCUGCGCUCUAAAAGAGCUCCCAGCUCCUUUCGAGAGGAACUCGUUCUCUUAGCAAGCUUGAUCAACAAAGAUUGGGGGGAGCUGAGUGAAAGCGACCUCCUGUCUGUUCAUGAGGGUUGA
Messenger RNA from Durusdinium trenchii, 1572 nucleotides. NCBI's taxonomy places the organism in Eukaryota, Dinophyceae, Suessiales, Symbiodiniaceae. The record is from the annotation of a GenBank genome assembly.